GAGCACUGACACGUCUCUCCUCUUUCUCUUCCCAUGUCUGUUCCGUGACAUUUAUAUUCCGCACCAUCGUGUCCUUGCUCAAAUCAAGCUAUUAAUUACUCAAAACCCCUAGAAAAUAGUUGCGUAAAAGCCAUUGAUUUUGCUUAAUUAAUUAAUCUUGUGCAUUCAUCUUACACUCAGAUUUUUUACAUUUCACAUAUAAUUAGCUUUUUGGGUGUGUGUGUAUAAUAUACAUAUGGGGAAGAGAAAGAGAAGAACUGAUCUCAAUAAGACUACUACUCCAACAGUUUAAAAGGAGGUCUUCAUGAACAAAAUUGGGAGGUGAAAAAUGAGAAGAGAAGAUUUCAUUUUGAAAAAUUGGGAGGUGAAACAGAAUCUUCAAGCACCAAAUGAGCUGGCAUUGUGAAUUUGUGAUGAACUUUCUUAUCGACCUUACUUGGAGGAUUUUUCUUGUAUACAUUAAGCAGAAGGUAUCUCAUCAAGUUGACUGCAGAGCAGUGAAAUCUUUCUCAUCAAUCAUGGAUAUCAUAGAUGAUACUUCAAAGGUAAUGCAAUGCCAGCAAUCAUCUAUUGUUGACCAUCGAAAUAUUGACCAGGCAAUGUGUUCAAAGCAUCAUCGUAACUACUAUGGGCUCCAUUAUUCUCGACGAAGGUCUGCUGAUAAUGCUGAGGCAUCAACUUCCCGUGGUGGAACGGCUCCUUUUUGUGAUGGGAAGCUGUCCUUAAAGCUAGCUAGUAUAUGCAACUCUGAUUCGGGACAUGACACAGAGAGUAUGCAGACUGAAUUUCAUAAACCAGAAACAGUUACAUCCAAUCUAUUGGCAACGAAUGCAAUAUCUUCCAAGGUCACGAAGCUGUUUUGCGGAUUAUGUCAGAAGCCAUUGAGAAAGAAACACUAUAUGCUCGAUAGCAACAUAUCUUCCGGUGAGCCCUCUGUUGUGGCAGUUUUGGUUUGUGGUCAUCUUUACCAUGCUGAUUGUUUGGAAGAAAGAACACAUCAUGAGGAUGUAAGAGAUCCACCCUGCCUGAUUUGUCGUGGUCCUAUUGAAUAGGUUCGCUUUUGUACCUGAAUCGAUAAUUUCCGACAGUCUUAGACGUGGAUCUAGGAUUUGAAAAGCUAGCUGUAAGUGGCGUAAUCUAACAUAUAUACAUAUGUUGAAAAAUCUUGAUAAAAUGUAACCUCAUAUUAUGUGUAUAUAUAGUUCGAGCCGAAGACAGUGAGUGCACGUUUUAUGGUUUGGAGACAAGAUAUAAUGAAAGGGAAUUGUAGCUGACAAGAGGCACCAAGAAUCACUUAAGAGUCUGUAUAAACUUUUCAGUGUUUUCUUCCUCUAUAAACUGGUAAUUUAUUAUUCUA
Messenger RNA from Lycium ferocissimum, 1357 nucleotides. RefSeq lists its product as uncharacterized. Bases 390 to 1052 code for a protein of 220 amino acids. The record is from RefSeq and is a predicted model, not a curated record. The transcript has 3 exons. Lineage: Eukaryota; Viridiplantae; Streptophyta; Magnoliopsida; Solanales; Solanaceae.